CAUUUAAUUAAACAAUUAUGUAAUAGUCCAGCUGUUUAGUGGCUUUAGGUGCUUUAAAAUCACUAACACUGAUGCAGAAAGUGUCCAUUUUCCCAUGUUUGUUUAUCCACAUUAUUUUAUUCGUAGCACCUUGUACUCCUUUUUUUUUUUUUUUUUUUUUUUUUUUCCCUCUUCCUCCCUGCAUGAACCAUGUGCUAUUACCCUUGCACAUCAUGAGAAUCACCUUUUACUCACAAUCACAGCAUUGCACUUGAUUUGUUAACUGUUCACCAGAUAAGUUUAAUAGUGUAUAAUAAAAUGCUCACUAUGAUCAGAUUGGGAUUCAUCCUGCAUGUAAACAAAUUAGAUUGGGAUAAACUCCACUUUAUUUUUUUUUUAAAACUAUAAACUACACUGGGUUGAGGUACAGAGGGCUGCCAGAUUUUAAAAUCCCUCCACCUAAAUUGGUAAUUUGUUUAGUUUCACGGGGUUGCCAGAUUAUCCUGACUCUCCCUGUUCAAUGCUGUAUGCUAAUGCUAAACACCUGUAGCACUAGAGUAAAACGCUAUGCUUUGACUAGCUUUUUUCUCUGCUGCAUUGUGCAUGUUAUGAAUGACUAUUGCUAAAACACACCACAAACAAUUGAUGUUCAGUUGUCUCUACUUUAAGUCUGCAGUUUAACUGUUUAUGGGUGUUUUAUUAUUGCUCUUUAUUCAUUAUUUCUCUCAAUGUUGAUUAUCUCUACUCUGUAUGGAUAUUUUACACUCACUUCUCUUCAUAUCGAUGAAGCUGGCUCCUGCAACUCUGUCCAGCUGGAUGAGUCAGAAUUACUAUUUUCUCACUGUAGUGUGGUGGUUUUUUUUUUUUAAACAGCACUUAACUUGUACCUUUUUGCUUUUAUCACAGCAAAAAUUAAACAUAUGACAAAACAUGAACUCCUGUUCGUCCUUUCUGAACUUUUUAAAAUUGUUUUGUUGCAUUCGAUUUUCUUAAUAGAUUUUUCCACUAAAAGAUGUUUCAUUCCAGUGCUAUAGCUCAGAGGUGUGUGAUUAACUUAAUUAUGUAUUGCUUUUAUUUAUUUAAAUAAGAUUUUAAAGUUCUAUUUAGGAAACUAUAAAUGAGAAUUACUAUUUUAUUUAAAGUUUACUUGACAAUGCCAGAAACACUGAAAUAAGCUGCUGCUACUACUAUUCGCCCUAGUUACUAAUAUAAAUUUUAAAGUAUGCUAAUUUGCUUGUCAAUGUAAGGUGCUGCUAGCAGAAAUGAACUUCAUAAAGUUCUUAAAACACUAUAGUCAUCCUUAUAGGUAACGGACAUUAUAAAUGUGGGUUUUUAGUUAUAAACAUUUGAGGUACACAAUUUUAAAUGUUGGCUGUAAACUGAACUGUCAUCACUAUAUGCUAUUACAGUGACUCAGUAAAAGAAGCCAUUAGGCACGUGACCAUCCUGCACUUCUUCCUGCUUGGUGCUUCACCAGCGCGUGUCAUUUCAUGUUUUUAGUUGGACGGUGUGUGUCUCGUGCUCAUGGUGUAUUAACUGUUUGCGGCACUUUUCCACCAGGGGGCGCGCGUGUAUCAGAUUUGUGGCGUUAGAUCGCCUCAACUGGCAAAAUCCGGCUCAAACUGGAAGGACGCAGAAAGCAGCAGUUGCGUGGUGCGCGUGUGAUAUUGUACGCAUGCGCAGUGCGGGUCUAGUGACUUAUACGCACUUUAGUCUCAGACUAUCGAGCAGGGCAAGUUUUAUACAGGUAUCGUUUACAUUUAAACUUUACGCUUUCUGUUCAUCGACUGGUUUUGAAUUAAAGGGAGAAAUCCGAGAGAAGAGUGAGUUUGUGUUUGACUAUAAUGCUGUGAGUUUACCGCGGAUAGCUGUUAGCUUUAGCUCCGUGAGUGUCAUUAAACCGGCUUUAGUUCAUACAGAGUGAGGAGUGCAUUUCUGCAACAUUCAUUUCUAAUGCGAGAUCCAGAUGUUUAUUUGAAUUCUGUCUUUUUUUGUAGAGACGUAACGAUAUGUCCUGAUUCCUGGAUCUUCAGCCUUCCGUUGUGACAUGAUCCUCAUCACCUGCUCGCAUCCUCUCCCCUUCAGCUUCAACUUCUUCAACUCCAGCCCUUAAUCAGGGAUAAACUCAGGGUUAAAGGUCACGCUGUGAGAAACAACACGACAGCCAGAGAGAGAAGAGAGUAGAGGCAGCUGAACACUUCCUCCCCAUCACACUCCCCUCCUUCAUCAUCAUCAGCAGCAGCAGCUAUGGACAUCGCUCUGAGUCCUGCAGCAACUACAUGAGUCACACCGAUUUGAAGAGACACAAUGUGGCAGAUAGAGAUAAGUGUGUGUGUGUCUGUGAGAGAGCGAGAGAGAGAGAGAAGCCAAAGAGCUGAAGGAUUAAAGCCGACAAAGCUGCACUGGAAGGCAAAAAGAGAAAAACAGACAGAAGAGGAGGAAGAAAGAAAGAAAAAGCAGCACUGGGGAGAGAAAGAAAGAAGAGAGACCCAAGGCACAUGGAGAGAUAAGAAGAAGAGAAAGACAGAUAGAGAGAGAGGAAGAGAAGCUUGCUGAUUUUCUGAAGAGAGAAAGAACAAGACUAAAGACGAGACACUGAGUGAACACAGACAGACAGGGGUGUGUGUGUGGUGCUGUGAUGUAGAGAAUGCGAGAUGCAGGAGAAAAAGGACAUACAAUCCAAAACACAUAGUAAGGCUCACCCAGUGUUGAAGGCAUUUGUGUGCGGUUCCCUCAGUGGAACCUGCUCCACAUUACUGUUCCAGCCUCUGGAUCUGGUAAAAACACGACUGCAGACUCUACAGAACACACAGCCUGGUGGUGCAAAGGUGGGGAUGCUGCAUGUGUUUAUCACAGUGGUCCGGACUGAAAAACUCUUUGGUCUCUGGAAGGGCGUCUCACCGUCAUUUGUACGCUGUAUCCCAGGUGUAGGGAUUUAUUUCAGCACAUUCCAUUCUCUGAAGCAGUAUUUUUUCGAGCAGCGAGCACCGAGAGCCUAUGAGUUGGUGUUACUGGGAGCAGCAGCGCGUUGUGUGGCUGGAAUCAGCAUGCUGCCCUUCACCGUCAUCAAAACGCGCUUCGAGAGUGGGCGGUAUAACUACAGCAGUGUGUGUGGGGCAUUGAAGAGUGUGUGUGAGACAGAGGGACCGAGAGCUCUGUACUCAGGUCUGACAGCCACACUGCUCAGAGAUGCUCCAUUCUCUGGCAUCUACGUCAUGAUCUACAGCCAGAGCAAGAGGACACUGCCGCACGAUCUCGGAUCGUCAGCUCUGACUCCUCUGCUGAAUUUCAGUUGUGGUGUGUUUGCGGGGAUUUUGGCGUCUGUGGUGACACAGCCAGCAGACGUGGUGAAAACACACAUGCAGGUCAAUCCAACACGCUACUGCACAACACGCCAUGCACUGCACCUCAUCUAUACUGAACACGGAGUCGGAGGUUUUUUCCGUGGUGCUGUUCCACGCUCGUUGAGGAGAACUCUGAUGGCUGCAAUGGCCUGGACUGUAUAUGAACAACUCAUGGCACUUAUGGGCCUUAAAUCCUGAACACACAUGCGCACACUCCCAAAAGAAACACUCUCUCAGAUUUAAUUAAACGCUCCUUGAGAAAUCGACCCACAGCCAAUAAGCUGACAGUCUGUCGAUGUUAUGCGUCAUCGAACAAGCUCCGCCUCCAUGCCCUACAUCUUGAAAAAGGCUCCACCCACUGUCAUUGAGAUGACCUCGCCUCCACACUCUGUGUGCCUGUUGUCACUGCAGAAGCUCCACCCACUAUUGUUUUUAUUAAUUAGAAGACUCCGCCCCCACAGGUUCAUCCUAAAUGCUCCACCCUAGAGUCCAUGACAUAAGUUUUUUUUUAACUAUUAUAUAAAUUAUAUACCAUCAAACUAACCAUAAAACAGUAUUUAAUUAUUGUUAAUACGACAGAUAAUCAUUUUUGUAAUCAAUUAGACCGAUAUAAAUUUGAUCAAUUUUAUGAUUUAUAUCUAUAUAUGAUUUAUAUCUGAUUGUAUCUGAUAUAUUCUGUUGAUUUCUGACAGUUUCUUCACUUCGUUACCUUUUUUUUUUUUAGGCAUUUUUUGACAAAAAUCACCACUUUUACCAAGAUAAUCGGAAUCAAUUCUCAAAUCAUUUAAAAAUGCCCCCUUGUACAAUAAAAUAAGGUUUUUUACAUAAAUAGUCAAAAUAGAGUCUUAGGUUCAUCAGCUGAGAAAAUUCAGCAGAUACAGGACCCCCAAAUGUGUUACUGAGAAAUUAAGACAGUGGAAUAUUUAAUGUUUUGGAUGAACGUGUUGUUCAAGUGUGUCUGUUAAAACUCUAAUUUGUCUUCCGGACGUGAUGGUAAUAUCCCAUUUCCCAUAAUCCUUUGUGUUUUACAUUGUAAUGCUGCCUCUUUAUUACAUAUGCUCGGGUGUGUUUACGCUCUUUUAAAGACUUGGUGUAAAUUUGGUCAAAAAUACUGGAGAAACUCAAUUUUAUUAUUAUUAAUUAAUACUGGAAUGCAUUUUAUGUGGUGUAUAGAAUGUAAGAGAAGAAGCUGAAAGCUGAUUUUCUGUUACAGUAUGUAAAUUUUGUGUGUGUAUAAAUUGUGUAUAGUGUACAGUGUGUAUAUUUUGACUGGAUAUAUGAGUUGCACACACGUCAUAGUUUGUAAAUGCACUUUAAAUCAGGAGGAGCCUCGGUACCGGAUCUGUGUUGUUAAUCAAUUAUACAACACACUGUGAUAUUUAACAUGCACCUGCGUUUCAUUUGGGAGAAAAGUGUCUGGGUUAGUUCUGUGCUGCGAUUUUUAAAUCUGCACACUCCGUACACACUAACACAGAGUAUAGUGUGUUUUCUCUCGUUUCUGUGCCAGACGAACUGACAGACUUCAGUCUCCUCUCGUGAUUGUUGUUCUUUAAUAUCUUCAAUUCAGCUUGCUGUUAUUGCUGGUAUUUUCUGCUAACGCUGUGCCUCCUGUUUUGUUUACAUGUGAAUAAAUUUGUCCUGUUUUCAU
Molecule: messenger RNA, 4971 nt
Organism: Ictalurus furcatus (blue catfish)
Lineage: Eukaryota; Metazoa; Chordata; Actinopteri; Siluriformes; Ictaluridae
Gene: slc25a38b
Product: solute carrier family 25 member 38b
Exons: 9
Coding region: 2634-3521 (295 amino acids)
Biological process (GO): glycine import into mitochondrion
Cellular component (GO): mitochondrial inner membrane; mitochondrion
Molecular function (GO): glycine transmembrane transporter activity
Source: RefSeq, a predicted model, not a curated record